Molecule: messenger RNA, 849 nt
Organism: Agelaius phoeniceus (red-winged blackbird)
Lineage: Eukaryota; Metazoa; Chordata; Aves; Passeriformes; Icteridae
Source: RefSeq, a predicted model, not a curated record
AUGCGGCCCGGGCCAGCCCUGCGUUCACUGAUCUGCUCCCAAACGAGGGGACAUCGUGAGGGUACAGCGGGGACACUGCGGGGACACCGUGAGCCACAGCGAGGGCACCACGCUGCCGGCCCGGCCCGGCCCAGGCGCGGUCAGUCCCGUCCCGCCCCCUCAGAGCCCGGUGGGCGGAAAGCGCCCCCUCACGGCGCCCCCUUCACGGCUCCCCCUCACGGCUCUCCCCUCACGGUACCCCCUCACGGCUCCCCCCUCACGGCUGCCCCGUCACGGCUGCCCCCUCACGGCGCCCCCUCACGGAUCCCCCCCCCCCCCUCACGGUGCCCCCUCACGGCUCCCCCCUCUCGGUACCCUCUCACGGCUGCCCCGUCACGGUACCCCCUCACGGCUCCCCCCUCACGGCUCCCCCCUCACGGCUGCCCCUCACGGCUCUCCCCUCACGGCACCCUCUCACGGCGCCCCCUCACGGUGCACCCUCACGGCGCCCCCUCACGGCUACCCCCUCACGGCUCCCCCCUCACGGCUCUCCCCUCACGGCUCCCCCCUCACGGCUCCCCCCUCACGGCUGCCCCGUCACGGCUCCCCCCUCACGGUACCCCCUCACGGCUCUCCCCUCACAGCUCUCCCCUCACGGCGCCCCCUCACGGCUCUCCCCUCACGGCGCCCCCUCACGGCUCUUCCCUCACGGCUGCCCUCUCACGGCUCCCCCCUCACGGCGCCCCCUGGCGGCUCCCCCCUCACGGCGCCCCCUGGCGGCGCCCCCCUCACGGCGCCCUUUGGCGGCCGUGCGCGCACUGCUGCACCUGCCGCUCCUCGGGAACAGCGCAGGAGCUGAGAGAUCCAUAA